AUGGAAUCUUCUCUUUAUUUAAAUACAUCCACAUAUUUUGACAUUGAUAAUAUACCAUUAAUAGAUGAUGAAAAUAUUGAAAAAGGUAUCAUUUUAGAGGGUAAAGUUAUGGAAACGGAUGAAAAAAUAAAGAAAAAUGGAUAUAGAAAAAUUUCAGAGAAAAGAUUUAUUGUUACAAGAAUUGAUGAUAAUUUUGAUAAUAGUAUGGAAAAAGAAAAAUUUAUAAACAAAAAUUAUGAUAUGAUUGAAAAUAAUUCUAUUAGAAAAGAUUCUGAAAAUUAUUCACCUUUAUUACAUGAUUAUUCAAAUGAUAAUAGUGAAUCUAAUGAUAAACCUUAUAUAAUGAAAGUAUUUAAUAAGAAAAUUCAUAUUAGAAAUCCAUGGGAAUUAUUUAAAAAAGAUUUUAUUAAAAGAAGAGGAGUUGAAGAAAAAAGGUUUAAAAUAGAAAUUAUUCGAGCUUGUUUACCACAGUUAAUAUUAAUUUUAACUUUAUUAGGAUAUAUUGCAUUUGGGGUAUAUAUUUUUCAUAGUUAUGAUGAAAAUAUAAAAUUAGAAGAAACAAGAAAUGUAGUAUUAUUUGUAUUUACAACAAUAGCUACAAUAGGUUAUGGAAAUUUAUCACCAACAGGACAAAAUAUGAAAAUAUUUUGUACUGGUUACAGUUACUUAGGAAUUCCAUUAAUGUUUUCAGUUUUUAGAAAUAUAGGUGAAAGUUGUGCAAAAUUUAUAUGGCUUUUACGGGCAUCAUUAUCUACAGAUCCAAAUUUUAAACCAAAAUGUAGUAUAUCCCUACCAAUACAGGUAAUUAUGAUAUUUUUAUUUCUCCAUACAACAUUAGGAUUAUUUUUAUUUCAUUAUUGGAUUGAUAAUAUUAAUUAUGUUGAUGCUGUUUAUAUGAGUUUUAUUUCUAUAACAACAAUUGGGUAUGGUGAUUUAACACCUAAACCAAGAACAAAUUUUCAAACGGCUAUUGUUUUGUUGUAUCUUAGUGUUGGAAUUUCUAUAAUGUCAAUGAUGAUAAGUACACUUUCAGAGAUGAUGAAAAUAGUACAUGUUGUUGGUAGAUCACCAGCAAAAGCCAAAGAUGCUUUGAUAUACAUUAAUGGUGAACAUAUUACAGUUGGUACAUUAUUAAAAAUGAUUGCUAAACAAUUUAAUGUACAUCCUCGUGAAUUACAAUCAGUUAUCAAAAAUUUAGAUCAAAUAAUUACGGCAGCCUUGGAGGAGGAAAAAAGAAAUGAAAGGAGAUUAAGAAGGAGACGUUUCUCAUUGUCACCAUUUGAUAAAUUUAAACGUCAAAAGUCACUAUCAUUAGAAUCUGAAGAAACACAAUUUGAUUCAAUUAAUUUUAUAACUUUAAAUUCAUCAAAUUAUAAUCCUCAUACAUGUAAAUAUAUUCAGGCACUAGGGCAAUUGAAUCACAUAUCACAACAAAGUGAUAAAAGUCGAAAUAAUACAAUAGUUUUACAGAAAAAUUUACAAAAAAAUUUACAAGCAAUGGCAAAAAGAAGAAGUAGUUUAUAUGCAACAAAAUUAAAAUAUAAAGAUGAAUAUAAUUCAUUAAAACUUAUGAGUGAAUAA
Strongyloides ratti is the source of this 1581-nucleotide messenger RNA. RefSeq names its product Two pore domain potassium channel family and Two pore domain potassium channel domain-containing protein. Gene Ontology annotation, biological process: potassium ion transmembrane transport; stabilization of membrane potential. The coding region runs from base 1 to 1581 and encodes 526 amino acids. The record is from RefSeq and is a predicted model, not a curated record. Gene Ontology annotation, molecular function: potassium ion leak channel activity. NCBI's taxonomy places the organism in Eukaryota, Metazoa, Nematoda, Chromadorea, Rhabditida, Strongyloididae. The transcript is spliced from 4 exons. Gene Ontology annotation, cellular component: membrane.